Messenger RNA from Habropoda laboriosa, 3559 nucleotides. RefSeq names its product cell division cycle and apoptosis regulator protein 1-like. Gene Ontology annotation, biological process: regulation of DNA-templated transcription. The transcript is spliced from 14 exons. The record is from RefSeq and is a predicted model, not a curated record. NCBI's taxonomy places the organism in Eukaryota, Metazoa, Arthropoda, Insecta, Hymenoptera, Apidae. Bases 94 to 3447 code for a protein of 1117 amino acids. Gene Ontology annotation, cellular component: nucleus.
AAAGAUGGCGCCCGAAUGAAGGACGCUCAAUUAAGAGUAGUCAAGAUCUUGUUAAAACUUGUAUUGUUAAUAAUAUUACAUAUUUCUUAAGAAAUGAGUAAUCUUUCACCAUUUGGAGGUGGUAAGAAUCCACCAUGGGUUCGUAAUGCAGGACAAGGAAUUCAAAAUAUUCAACAACAAAUGUUAGGCCAAGCAAUGGGUAGUAUAGGUGGACAGCCUAUGGUUCAAUAUCAGCAACAAACUCAGCAAGUUUAUCAGCAAAGUUUGGGAUUACAACAGCCCAAUAUAACAAUGGCUUCGAUGGCAACACUUGGUUCUAACUUGCCAUCGGGUAUAGCUGGACAAUUAUAUCCACAAGUUGCUACAGUUUCUUAUCCACCACCAAGAGCAUUAAAUACAAAUGCAUUUCAACCUUCUGUAGCUGGUGUACCACAACAAGUACAACAAAAUGUACCUUCAUCUUCUACCAAACAAAGAGUUUUUACUGGCACAGUUACUCAAGUAUAUGAUAAUUUUGGUUUUGUAGAUGAAGAUGUAUUUUUUCAAACAAAUGCAUGCGUUAAAGGGUCUAAUCCUGUGGUGGGUGACCGUGUACUCGUAGAGGCAUCAUAUAAUCCUUCAAUGCCAUUUAAAUGGAGUGCUACUAGAAUACAAGUGCUCCCUAUGGGAAAUAAUAAUAAUAGCAAUACACAGCAAAGUAAUCAAACUACUCGUCAACAACAGCAGCAACCACAGUCACAACAAAGUCGAGCCUCGGGAACAUACAAUGCUGUUCCCCCACCUGCUGAAAAUGCUAAUAAUAGAUUUACAACUAGUGCAACAAGUGCUAACACGACUAGUAACCGAAAUAAAGUUGGAAGAGUAAGAGAAAGGUCUCCUCGAGAUCGAAAAAACGAAGAGGAAGAAAUUGAAAGAAAAAGACGUCGUGAAGAAAGAAUUAGAGAACGUGAGAAAAAAGAGGAACGUAGUCCAUCAAGAACUAGAAGAAGUAAAUCUCCAAGACCAAGACGACGUACCAGAGUUGUUCCACGUUACAUGGUACAGAUACCAAAAAUAGCACUUGAUUUACCUGAAGCAGAUGUACUUGAGAUAAGAAGACGUUAUCAAAAUAUGUAUAUUCCUAGUGACUUUUUUUCUACUAAUUUUCGAUGGGUUGAUGCCUUUCCACCACAUAUGCCAUUUACUCUUAAUAAACCAUGUUCUUUCCAUGUCAUGCAUAAGGAUGUUGAUCCAUGCACUGAAAAUACAGCAGUACUAGAACCCUCAGAUGCUGAUUAUCUUUUCUCUGCAAAGGUUAUGCUGAUAUCUAUGCCUGCCAUGGAAGAAAUCUAUAAACGAUGUUGUGGUGUAUCUGAAGAUAGAGAUCCAGAUCGCGAUUAUGUGCACCCUACGCGUUUAAUAAAUUUCUUGGUAGGCUUACGAGGUAAAAAUGAAACAAUGGCUAUUGGUGGGCCUUGGAGUCCUUCUUUGGAUGGUCCUAAUCCUGCAAAGGAUCCAUCGGUUUUAAUUAGGACGGCAGUGAGGACUUGUAAAGCGCUUACGGGGAUAGAUCUGUCCAGCUGCACUCAGUGGUAUCGCUUCCUGGAACUCUACUACAGACGUGCAGAAACGACCCACAAGUCAGGGCGAGUGGUGCCCUCUCGCGUUGAAACCGUCAUACUAUUUCUCCCAGAUGUUUGGAGCUGUGUACCCACCAAAUUGGAAUGGGAUGGUCUGCAACUCAGCUAUAAGAAACAACUGGAACGAAAAUUGCUGCGUGCUGCCUGUAGUCCUGACGAUUCGGAUGCUGCCAAUGACACUGAUGAGGCUGCCGUCGCUGAUCAAAAGGAUGAUCCAGUGCCUGAGAAAAAGGACCCCACUCACUAUUCUGAAUUAGAUCCAAAGUCUAUGAAUGUAAACGAAUUACGGCAAGAAUUAGCUGCCCGUAAUUUAAAUUGCAAAGGACUGAAAUCGCAAUUACUUGCAAGGCUUACGAAAACAGUAACAUCCGAACAAGCUAAAGAAGAAGGACGUCAAGAUGACAUAGAAGAAAAUGAAAAAGACGUUUCACCUCCACCGAAAGAAGAGGAUGAUAAGAGAUUUAGAGACAAUAAAGAUGAACAUUCUUUUGAGGUAUCAUUAUUUGCGGAACUUUUUAAUGAGAUGUUAAUGCGAGAUUUUGGAUUCCGAAUUUAUCGAGCGUUGUGUAGUCUUCCUGAAAAACCUAAAGAGAAAGAUGAAGACAAGAAAAAAGAUAAGAAAGAUGAGAAGAGAGACGAGAAAAAAGAUGAUAAGAGAAAGGAUGAUGAAAAAAGAUGCAAUAGGAAAGAUGAAAGAAAAGACGAUAAAAGAAGAGAAGGAAGUAAAGAUAAAAAGGAUGAAAAAGAUGCAAAAUGUAAAACUGAUGACAAGGAUCGAGACAAAGAAAAAAAUGAUGACGACGAUGAUGAUGAGGAAGAUGAAUCUGAUGAUGAUGAUUCAGUUAAAGAUGGUAGAAGAGAUAGGGAAAAAGAUGGAAGAAAGAGAAAAACAAAAUUGUACACACACGAUCCUUAUCUCCUACUAUCUUUCGUUUAUUUCGAUCAAACUCAUUGUGGUUAUAUAUUUGACAAAGAUAUAGAAGAACUUAUUUAUACUUUAGGACUGAAUUUAUCAAGAGCUCAAGUUCGUAAAUUAGUACAAAAGGUUGUAACUAGGGAUUCUUUGCAUUAUCGUAAGUUGACAGAUAAAUCGAGGGAAGAUGACUUAAGAGAGGAAAAAAGAGAUGAAAAGGAAACCGACAAGAGUGAUUCUAUUAAGGCAGAAAAUGAAGAAGAAAUAUUACGUUCAUUAGCGCUUGGAAAUAAAAAAUUAUUGCCAGUUUUUGUUGGAAGUGGACCACCUUCAAAAAGAGCACGAAGGGAAGAUGCCAUUACGGAACAGUCUGAAGAAUCAACUGUACCAGAAGGUUUUGUUAUGUACAAAGGUUCUUUAUUAGAUGUAGAAAAACUCGUUGGCCAAUUAAAAAGGUCAGAAAAAGCUCGGUUGGACACAGAAGAGCGUAUGAUGGAGUUACAACAUGAAUUGUCAAUAGUAAAUGAAAAGUCGACAAAACAGACGAAUAAUAUCAAAGCCCUUUCUGAAGAUUUGAAGGUAUAUAAAGACAAAUUAAGAAAUACGGAUGAAAAGUUUAAAAAAGUAUCGUCUGAAUGUCAGACAUACCUCACAGCGGUAAAAAAUAUGUACCAUAUAGCAGCAAAAAUGAUACAGUCUGACACAAAGAAAGUAGAAAUUGUAGAAAUACAAGAUGAAAAAAUUGGCGAAGUAAAUGGAUCAGAAAUUGAAACUAAAUUUAAAGCAGACACAAGAUGGGGUGACAAUAAGAUUCCAGUAAAAAAAGAAUUCAUAGAAACCGAUAAAGACAAGAAAUGCGACAAUAAAGUAUCAGUUAAAAAAGAAAUAACGGAAAUUGAUAAAGAAAAAAAAUAAAAGAAAUUAUGUCCUUUAUUUAUUGUGGAAGAUGUGAAUGCACCUUUAUCAAAUUCUAAUUCUAUUAGUAACAAAGAAACGGCAAAUGUGCUUAGUGUUAAGCAGCACAGAA